UACUGGUAAUGCGUGCGUGUGACGCAAUGUGACGGUAGGGGAGGGGACCCAGCCAGAGCAGUGUAGAAAAGGAGGAGGAAGCAAGGAUGGCGGAGUCACACCUCUGAAGCGGAUCCAAAGGAUGAGAGCCCUGGCGACCUUUCUCAUCUGAACUCGCUUCAACCCGGGGCGAGAGAACUGCGCUGGCUUCAAUCAAGUAUGCGGCCGAUGGUCACGGCGGCAGUCGAGCCGCUUCAGAGAGUCAGCUUUCCCAUGGAGUUCUGAGCGCCGUUUCGGAAACAGCGAGGCUUUCUUUUUCUCGACUUUUUUCAAGCGCGCGUCCACGGGCGGACACGCACGCGCGCGCGUCGGAAUAAAAAAGGAGCGCAUCUUUUUUUUUUAUAUACGUUCACCUCCCCGUGUAACUUUUUUUUUUUUUUUUUUAACAAAACGAACAAGAAAAGACUUUGGGUCCAUGAGCGACUCGGGCACGGCGACGUCAACAUGAGCAGUACUUUAGGAAAAGACAAAGACUCGAAAGAAAAGGACCCCAAGGGUCCCCUGGGAAAAGAAAGGGAAAAGGAGGGCAAGGCCCUGAGCGGCUUCGGCAAGGACGGCAAGGAGACCAAGACCAAAGGGAAAGAUGCCAAAGAAGGAAAGAAGGAGCCGGGAGGCGCCCCGCCCGCCGUGGCCUUCUCCGUGGACAACACGAUAAAGCGGCCCAACCCGGCGCCGGGGACCCGCAAGAAGUCCAGCAACGCGGAGGUGAUCAAAGAGCUCAACAAGUGCCGGGAGGAGAACUCCAUGCGCCUGGACCUCUCCAAGAGGUCCAUACACAUGCUCCCGACGUCCAUCAAGGAGCUGACGCAGCUGGCCGAACUCUACCUGUACAGCAACAAGCUGCAGAGCCUCCCGGCCGAGGUGGGCUGCCUGGCGGGCCUGGUGACGCUGGCCCUGAGCGAGAACUCGCUCACCAGCCUGCCCGACUCGCUGGACAACCUGAAGAAGCUGCGGAUGCUGGACCUCCGGCACAACAAGCUGCGGGAGAUCCCGGAGGUGGUGUACCGGGUGACGUCGCUCACCACCCUCUACCUGCGCUUCAACCGCAUCACCGCCGUGGAGAAGGACAUCAAGAACCUGUCCAAGCUCACCAUGCUGAGCAUCCGGGAGAACAAGAUCAAGCAGCUGCCCGCCGAGAUCGGGGAGUUAUGUAACCUUAUCACGCUGGACGUAGCUCACAAUCAGCUCGAACACCUUCCGAAAGAGAUCGGCAAUUGCACACAGAUCACUAACCUUGACUUACAGCACAACGAGCUUUUGGACCUUCCUGAAACUAUAGGUAAUUUGUCAAGCAUAAACCGCCUGGGCCUGCGGUACAACCGGCUCUCCGCAAUCCCCAGGUCAUUAGCGAAGUGCCGAGAACUGGAGGAGCUGAACCUUGAGAACAACAAUAUCUCAAUGCUACCAGAGGGCCUCCUGUCGAGUCUGGUGAACCUGACCAGCCUAACGCUGGCCCGGAACUGUUUCCAGUCCUACCCCGUGGGCGGCCCCUCCCAGUUCUCCACCAUCUACUCCCUCAACAUGGAGCACAACCGCAUCAACAAGAUCCCCUUCGGAAUCUUCUCCCGGGCCAAGGUGCUGAGCAAGCUAAACAUGAAGGACAACCAGCUAACGUCUCUCCCACUUGACUUUGGAACCUGGACCAGCAUGGUGGAGCUGAACUUGGCCACAAACCAGCUGACCAAGAUCGCUGAGGAUGUGUGCGGGCUUGUGUCUCUGGAGGUCCUGAUUCUGUCAAACAAUCUUCUGAAGAAACUGCCGCACGGCAUCGGUAACCUGCGGAAACUGCGGGAGCUGGACUUGGAGGAGAACAAGUUGGAAUCGCUCCCCAAUGAGAUCGCCUAUCUGAAAGAUUUACAGAAACUCGUCUUGACCAAUAACCAGCUGACCACCUUGCCCAGAGGCAUCGGUCACCUGACCAACCUGACCCACCUUGGUCUGGGGGAGAAUCUCCUGCAGCACCUCCCUGAGGAGAUUGGUACACUGGAGAACCUGGAGGAGCUGUAUCUGAACGAUAACCCCAACCUCCACAGCCUUCCCUUCGAGCUGGCCCUGUGCAGCAAGCUGUCCAUAAUGAGCAUCGAGAACUGUCCCCUCAGCCACCUGCCCCCCCAAAUCGUCGCCGGGGGCCCCUCCUUCAUCAUUCAGUUCCUGAAGAUGCAGGGGCCGUACCGGGCCAUGGUCUGAUCGCCCCGAUCCCACGUGUCAUACACUACGGAUGAAAACGAAAAAUCAUCUUGAUAAUCAGCCUCUGUUACAGAAGUGGAAGACGUGACCAAGACUGACACAGGCCUUCCUCAGUAUCCUAAUCUUGGCUUUGGCAUUAAGCUUACAUUAGGCCCUGGGUUGUUUUUUUUUUUUUUUUGUUUGUUUGUUUUCUACCAGAAUAAAUGAAAACUCCUUGAUUUACAGAGGGGGGGAAAGCAUGUUUUGCCUCAGUACUUUGUUGCUAUUAUCAGAUUUUAUUUGGAAUAAACGAUGAUUCGCCUACCUCCCUGCGAGACUACAUUUGGUUGCGGUGACAUGGUGUAAUUUGAAGCUGUAAUGUAAACGUAUGCUUAAUUGUCACGCCAGGUAUGAGAUGUUUAAUUUUUAGAAUACUUUUAACUGCCAGUAUGACAAUUUAGCAGACUUUGUUCUUUACGCCCAAUGAUCAAUUUGGCAUACAUUUUAAUUAUAGGGGAGGGCUGGGUUAUGAUUACUUAAAUUAGAGUCAAAGUAUAUUCUGUUCCCCUUUGUAUGAAGUGUAUAUUGAAACUCAAACACUUGGCAACCCCAGGAUUUGCCUGUACUUGUAUUGCAAAAUAUGACAUUUGCAAAUAAAUUAUAUGGUCAUGUUUGGGAUGUUCCAUAUGUACAUAUAUCUUUUAACUGUAAUAAACCUAUAACCAUUUACAAAAUUUAAAGUUACGUGAGAUAUUGUAUUGUGUAGCAAUCUUUGCUUUUACCAAACAGUACUGCAAAAUGAAUGCUGUCUUUUUUUCACAUAUCAAAUUGUUGCCUCCUUGAAAAAGAAAUUGCUUUUCCUCUAUAUAUUUUGUCAUUUUGCUGUAAUAGUAAUUUUAUUUCAACUGUACAAACACAAGAGCAGCAUUCAGCCAAGAGGCUGGUUUACAAUGAGUAGUUUGCAAUGAUUUGCACAUGCAGAAAACAUUGAGGCACAAUUUAAAAUGUUUCUCGUUAGAAAGCGCUUGGGCCUCUUGUAAAGCCUGGACGUCCAAGUCCACAAAACAAAAAUGCUUUAUAUUGUUUUGCUUUUGCUCCUACCAUGGCUAAAAUUAGAUUCUGGCCUGUAGGUCUAAAAAUGGUAAACGGCCUGCAUCGAAAACAUACACCCCUCUCACGUCAAUUAUGUAUAUUGCCAUUAAAACCGAAAGUGAGUUUGACUUCCUUGUGUCUGUACAAAACACACUAGACAAUGAUUUCUAAGCUGUUUGUGCUUUGAGAAACGUUAGUCGAGACCCCCAAGCAUUUAAAAAAAAAUAAAAAUAAAAAAAAAAUUCAAUUUGUUUUCCACUUUUUAACAUAGUGCUGUGCCUUUAACACUCAGACUCGGGCUGUUCCCUUAAAUGUCUCUUUUGUACUUAGAGUAAAGAGACCAUUUAGUGGUGAUGUCAUUAGCGUGUCAACUUUAAAAUCUUUGUUUCGAAUCUCUGAUGUUUGUACCCUUGUCAUGCCUGCACAAUGCUUUUUUUUUUUUUUUUUUUUUUUUUUUUUUUGGUUUUUUAAAAUUUGUUUUAUUUUAUUUUGGAGAUGAAUCCCACGUUGAUAUAUGUGGAGAAAGCUCUGGAAAUGUAUAACUGUACUUUUAAUCCAAUUAAUUGUAAUGUUCAGUUUAUGUUACUUCAAUAUAAAAAAGACGAUUGCCUUGUCUUGAUUUUAUACGUGA
Molecule: messenger RNA, 3928 nt
Organism: Anguilla anguilla (European eel)
Lineage: Eukaryota; Metazoa; Chordata; Actinopteri; Anguilliformes; Anguillidae
Gene: shoc2
Product: SHOC2 leucine rich repeat scaffold protein
Exons: 10
Coding region: 484-2226 (580 amino acids)
Molecular function (GO): protein binding
Source: RefSeq, a predicted model, not a curated record